Molecule: messenger RNA, 1392 nt
Organism: Dermacentor silvarum
Lineage: Eukaryota; Metazoa; Arthropoda; Arachnida; Ixodida; Ixodidae
Product: transmembrane protein 45B
Exons: 4
Coding region: 478-1392 (304 amino acids)
Source: RefSeq, a predicted model, not a curated record
UCGCGUGCGUGGUUUUGAGAACGUCGCAACAAAGAAUGCCCGUGGUGGUGGUGAUUGGCGCUGGGUGCACUCGAAGGUCACGUGGUAUGGAUCGCUUACAUUUUCUCGGUCUCGGACAUUGACUUUCAAAGUAACGGUGCGGAUAUUGGGCGACCCAGGAGGCAGCACACAUACAACACAUGGGGAGGACAGGGGGGGUCGACACCACGCGGCCUCGAGGCACGAGCGAGGUCACUUGGCUCUGAUGAGCUGGCUGGAUCAGUGGGAAGCCGCUUCGAAGAAGCCAGCGGGGCUUGAAGCCCUGGCGCAGUCUACAUAGCCUGCUGUCCCUGCGGUCGUGCGUCCCGGACUGCGUGACGGACGUCGACGGAAUGCUCGCGAGUGCGAGCUAAGCCCCGAUUGGCUGGAAGGGCGGCUUCGUUUCUCAGAAGUGAGAAGUAGCAGUGACUCAGACGUCAUUCUCUAGCAACCAGGACCAUGGGGACCUUCGCGGGCCACGCCCUGCCCGGAACGUUCCUCUUCAUUUUGGGAACCUGGUGGGCCUUUAGCGCCUGGCGCAACUACGUCCGCAGCAAGGAACACAAGCGGCGCUACACUUGCCGCGCCUGGUACGUGAUGCCCGGUCUGUCCCGGCACAUCUGCAUCGAAGGCAUCACCAAGAUCGCCACCUGCUCCAUCGGUAUCGCCGGCGAGGUGGCCACGGCCAUCGAGCACGGCCACUUCAUCCACAUGGGCAACGCUCAGCACGUCUCCAUGUACCUUUUCUAUCUGCUCAGCGGCGUAGUCGACGUCAUGACCAACAGCCGGUUCCCGUUCCCAAUGGGCACCGACCACGUCACGCUCCUGCUCGCCGUCACCGUAGAGGGACUGCUGUUCCACUUCCAUCUGCACGGAAGACCCCACCUCGACGUUCUCGUCCACACGCUCCUGGUCUACACCGUGGCGGCCGAGGCGGCCUGCAUCAUCGUCGAGAUGUGUCGACCCCGAAGUGUUCUGGCGUCCCUGGGUCGCGCCUACUUCUGUCUGUUGCAGGCCACGUGGUUUUGGCAGGUCGGAUUCAUCCUUCACAGCCCGCUUCCCGGACUUCCGCCAUGGGAUGUGCAUAGCCACAUGGACAUGAUGCUGGCCGCCAGCGUGUUCACCUGGCACAUGAUAGCUCUGCUGGCGUACCUUGGAGUCGUGGGCGUCGUGGCUUGGGCCGUGAACAGAACGUGCGGCAGAUGCCGUGACGAAGGCUCUUUGGAGGUGCAGGAAGAGGGUGACUCGCGCUAUGCGCUCGUCACCGGGUCUCCUGUGAAGAUGGCUGGCCGGGAGCUGUUCGCGGGCGACGGUGCGCCGACGAUACACGCGGCGCUCAGUGACUACAGUGACGAUGACGCCGCUUUCAUGUGA